GUGAAAGUAGCAACAAUAAAGUGAUAAAUAAUUUUAUAAAGAUAAAUAAAAUAAAAAUUAAAAAAUUAAAUGAAGUGGUGGAAAAAAUCAAUACACAGAUAUGGUGGUUUACAAAUACGAGAGGAUGAUUGCUCUUUUGUAUGGCAAAUACCAGCAAAUGAACGUUGUGAAUGGGUCAAGAAAACUGACGAUUGCAACUUGGAUUCUUUAAUUCAAUACGCAGAAAUACUAUUCUGUACAUUUACCACUGAAUAUCCAGCUUUAUUCAUUCUUGGUCUUCUUGUAUUUGUCCUGUGGCUAUUGUAUCUAUUUCUCAUUCUGGGCACAACGGCAGACAACUUCUUUUGUCCAUCACUCUCAGUAAUUGCUGCUGAACUUCAUUUAUCUGAUAAUAUUGCUGGUGUUACAAUUUUAGCAUUUGGAAAUGGUGCACCAGAUAUAUUUACGUCACUCGUUGCAGAUGACGAUGAGAUGGUUAUAAUGUUUACUGAAUUAAUUGGUGCUGGUAUAUUUGUAACAGCAAUUAUUGCUGGUUCAAUUGCAAUUGUAUCACCAUUUAGAAUAUCACCAAAACCAUUUAUAAGAGAUUGUUGUUUUUAUAUAGCAGCUGUUUGUUGGAUUACAUAUAUUAGCCAAGAUGAAAUUGUACAUCUUUGGGAGGGUCUAAGUUUUAUUAUAUUUUAUCUACUUUUUAUUCUUACUGUCGUUGCAAUGCAAUUUUGGGAUAACAAAGAAGAACGUAGAAAAGCAAGAAUACCAGCUCUUCAUGAUCCAGAAAUGUUGAAAACAUUUUUAGCAAAUCAAGAUAAUGAACCGGAAGUACAUUUACCAGUACGAUCAACUGCAUUCAGUGUGAAAGCUAAACUUGAUGUAGCAAUUGCUGCUGAAAUGGCAAAUGCACGUGCAAGAGGUGAAUCAAUUGAAAAAGAAAAUAAUGAUAAUGAGUCAACAACAUCACAAACAGAUAGACCUGAUAAUAUAUACAGUGAAUUUAUAUAUGACAUUAAUCCAAUAAGUAAAAAUGAUUGGAAAAAAUCAAAUUUAAUAAUGAAAAUAAUACUUGUUGUACGUUCACCAGCAAUGAUUAUAUUGCAAUUAUUAAUACCAGUUGUUAAUGAAACAGCUGUUAAAAAUGGAUGGUCAAAAUUACUUAAUUGUAUACAACUUUGUAUAACACCAACUGUAGCACUCUUCAAGUUGGAUGUUUGGAGAGUUAGUUUUGGACCAUUGCCAAUUGUUGUAUUAUUUUUUUCUCUUGGUCUUAUCAUUGGAGUUGUAUUAUUUUUAACAACACAUAAAGAUAAACCACCAAAAUAUCAUAAUAUAUUUGCAUUUCUUGGAUUUAUGAGUGCUAUGCUUGUUGUUUAUUCAGUUGCAAAUGAAGUUAUGGCAAUAUUACAAUGUAUUGGUUUUGCAAGUGGUAUAUCAGAUGCAAUGUUGGGUAUAACACUUCUUGCUUGGGGAAAUAGCAUUGGAGAUCUUAUCUCAAACGUAACGAUAGCACGAAGGGGAUAUCCACGGAUGGGAUAUUCAGCAUGUUUUGGUGGUCCAAUGUUUAACACACUGUUGGGUCUUGGUCUAACAUGGACAAUAUCAGCAUUUAAUCAUCCAAAUUAUCAAACUAAAAUUCGUAGUAGUGACAUGAUGCCUGGAUGUCUUGCAUUUUUAUUAUGCUCAUUAAUUGCAUCAUUUAUUUAUUUAAAUAUUGUUGGUUUUAUUGCAAGAAGAUCAUAUGCAUUAAUUGCUGUUAGUGUUUCACAACAAGUACUUUAUAGUUAUCCUUUUGUCAUACCAAUGCUACAUUUUAAUAUUACAAAUCUUCUUGGAAGAUGGUAUACAUAUGCUAGAAUACCAAAUGAAUAUGAAACAUUUGCUGACUGCAGCAUUGUCGAUAUGAGUAUAAAUAACAAUACUUUAGAACUAACUAUGUCAUCUUUAAAUAACCAAACUGGAUUUGUCGAACAAUGGGGCAGUUUUGGUGUUCCAGUUCCUAGAGGAUUUUCAUCUCAAUAUAAUCUUAAAUUUCUACCACUUGCACGUCAAAGAGAUAGUGUUGUAACUGUAUUAAAUACUGACUAUAAAAAUUUUGCAGUUAUAGAGCUUAUUCAAAUAAGCGAAGAUGCAAGGAUCUUGCAAUAUGCCUGGAUUUGGUCAAGAUCACGUAAAUUUCAUCAAACAUAUUUAAAUCGUGCUCUUGAUGUUUUGCAAAGAAAUACUAUAAACUUAAAUUGUUUUGAACUCGUCAAUCAUGAUAGAUGUCCAUCGCCAGAUAAUUUUUUGCCAUAUGAACAAUAG
Aphidius gifuensis is the source of this 2295-nucleotide messenger RNA. Its product is annotated as mitochondrial sodium/calcium exchanger protein-like. Gene Ontology annotation, molecular function: calcium:sodium antiporter activity. The record is from RefSeq and is a predicted model, not a curated record. Gene Ontology annotation, biological process: monoatomic cation transport; transmembrane transport; intracellular calcium ion homeostasis. Gene Ontology annotation, cellular component: membrane. The transcript is spliced from 13 exons. Bases 70 to 2295 code for a protein of 741 amino acids. Lineage: Eukaryota; Metazoa; Arthropoda; Insecta; Hymenoptera; Braconidae.